CUCUGUAUCUGUUUAUGUGAUACAUUUUCUUGCAUGCAUUUCUUAUACACUUGCAUACUAUUUUUUUUAGCCUAGAGUGUGUUUUGUGAUGCUUUGGGUUGUGUUCUAGAAUAAAAUGUCAGUUCUUGAUAUGGGCUCUUCAUUCUUGGAUGAUCUUGAAAUGAAAGAGGGAAUGAUGGUUCAAAAGAAAGAUGAGAUUAGGGGGAGUAGAAACAAUGAGACGAUCGAAAAUGUGAGAACCAGCGGGUUUGAUUUCGAAACUGAGUUUGAGUUUUGGCCAAUUCAACACCCAUCCGAACCAUCUCAUGAAGAUAGACCUGUCGAAUGUCCUAUGCCUCAUUCGUCCCACCUCAUCAAUGAUGAAAGAACACAGGAUGAUCAAUUUUCAGAACGCAAGAGACCAGAAGCAUCAACCGUUCUCCACAAAGAAAAUGAUGCACGGGAAGCUACAGAACCACGUCCCAUUAGAACAGUCCGGAAGAGGCAUCAUGACCAUACAAAUACCAUCACCCCAUUGAUGCAGCCGCCGCCUACUUUUUCUCAGUUGCCCCAAAACAUGGAUACAAUGGUUUUCAGUAAGAUUCAACAAGUUCACAAGUUCAAAUCUUGACAGUUGCCAAUUUUAGCUCCAACCGUCUCUUGCAUAAUUAUGAUCAUUAUGGUGUUAUGACACUUAACCUAGAGUAAUUGUGAUCUUAUUAGUGAACUUAAAUUUGGUUUAGAUGCUUAAUUAAGUACUUUGGUGAAACUUCUAUAUCUAUAUAUAUAUAUGUAUAAUGCAAUAUGAGCUUUUUGUU
Molecule: messenger RNA, 797 nt
Organism: Erigeron canadensis
Lineage: Eukaryota; Viridiplantae; Streptophyta; Magnoliopsida; Asterales; Asteraceae
Exons: 3
Coding region: 116-610 (164 amino acids)
Source: RefSeq, a predicted model, not a curated record